AUGAAUUAACUAUAUCUCCCAAAUAUUUAUUUAGCAUACUACUCAAGCCUUAAUGGAUUUAACAUUCAAGAACAAGCUCAUGAUUCCCUCUAAACAGCUUCAUUGAAUGUUGAUGCUCCUCCUUUCUUUCCCAAGCAAUAGCAGAAUGCCUUAAGAUCAGAACUAGGCUUGAACUCAAUGAAUGAAGUGGUUAGGAUUUACAGAAACCCCAAAGUUAUUCCACAAUUUAUCUCUUGUCAGUAAGGCUAAGUUGAGCUUAGCCAGAUUCAAGAAAAAUCUGUAGUAUCUCAUCUUUCUCCUGUAAAUGAUACACUAGGCCUCAAUUCUUACACUUUUACCUAUACCAACAGUUUGCUAUCUCAAGGUAUGAUUGACGAUUUGAAGUCCUAGUUUUUAGACUAAAAGUUAUCUCAUGAUUGCAUUCUUACUGAAAAUGUGCAAUUAUGCAUCAAAAGCAGUGAUUAAAUUUAAUCACAGUAAAGCUUGUAUUAAACUCCCAAGAAUGAUAUUAAUGAAAAUUCAAGCGAUCUGAUCUUUAAUUCCCAAGAAAUCCUUGAUAUUCUCACCAACUAAGUUCCAGUCAAAAUUCAAAAUCAGAUUAAAUGCUUAGAAUCAGGCAUAAAUGUAGACUCAGUUGGCAAAUAGCAAAUUAAAGAAGAAAUUGCUGUGAAUAAAGCAAAAAAAAAGAAAUAAAAGAAGUCUUAGAUAUUCAACUAGCCUUAUGGUUUGAGGCAAGAAAUUGCUACGAUUCCAGAGCGAAGAUUUUUAACAAAUCUUGAAAAAAAAAUCUCCAGACUCUCUAAGCAUGAAUGA
Stylonychia lemnae is the source of this 813-nucleotide messenger RNA. The record is from the annotation of a GenBank genome assembly. Lineage: Eukaryota; Ciliophora; Spirotrichea; Sporadotrichida; Oxytrichidae.